GUCCAGCGUCCGUGCAGCACUCUGUCCAGUGACAGGAAGUUCCUGCUGGACAUGCUCUACUCUAAGACGUCCAGCCCGGCGCCCCUGAGCCCGACAGCUGCUGCUGAAACCACCGACGACGAAACAACCUUCCAGCCCGGUGGAGAUGUGAGCGGGUGGGGUCUUGUGUCGGAGCGUUUGUCCGACAUCAGAGCGCGCUCAGGAGAGCCGAGCGGAUCCGGUGAGAGCAGCGCCUCCCGCAGGGCGGAGCUGGAAGGACUGGAGGGCUCGGCCCAGGCAGCGCUGGCCCGUCUCCACGAGGAACAGCAGAGCCGUCAGCUCCGUCAGCAGAGCAGCAUUGACUCCGAGGGCCACGGCCGCCGCCUGGAGACCACGCAGAUGACGCCACUAACGCCGGGCCCCGGGGCCGUUGCCGGGGGCGACGCCUGGGAGCAGCUGGCCCCGAGCGCGGCCGCGCUGCGAAUCAAAGACCUGGACUUCUCCGACCUCCUGGACGACGAGGACAUCGACGUGUUGGACAACAUGGACGCCUUCGAUUCUUCAUCGUCCCCUCGCUGUUGCUCUGGCAUCCCCCCUCCGCCCCCCCCUCUCCCGGGCCUCGGCCCCCCUCCUCCCCCCCCUCUCCCGGGCCUUGGACCCCCCCCUCCUCCCCCCCCGCCCCCUGGCGCCCCCCCUCCUCCCCCACCACCCCCUGGCGCCCCCCCUCCUCCCCCUCCCUCGGCGUUCGCUCAGACCAAGAAGAAGACGGUGAAGUUGUUCUGGAAGGAGCUGAAGCAGAGCGACGCGCCCCAAAAAUGUCGUUUCGGCCGCGGCACGGUGUGGGCGUCUCUGGAUAAGGUUGCCGUGGAUACGUCCCGCCUCGAACACCUGUUUGAGUCCAAAGCCAAGGAGCUCGUCAUCGCAAAGAAAGGACCGGAGACGAAGAAGGCGGAGCUUCUGGUCCUGGACCCGAAGCGGAGCAACGCCAUCAACAUCGGGAUGACCGUGCUGCCGGCCGUGCACGUCAUCAAGACCGCCAUCCUCAACUACGACGAAUUCGCCAUCAGCAAGGAGGGCAUCGAGAAGAUCCUGACCAUGACCCCCACAGACGAGGAGAAGCAGAAGAUCCAGGAAGCUCAGCUGGCCAAUCCCGACGUUCCCCUGGGAACGGCGGAGCAGUUCCUGUUCAGCCUGGCCUCCAUCAGCGCCCUGACCCCCCGCCUGCAACUCUGGGCCUUCAAACUCAACUAUGAGGCUCUGGAGAAGGAGAUCGCUGAGCCGCUCUUUGACCUGAAGCUGGGCAUGGAGCAGCUGGCGUCCAAUCAGACGUUCAGGAGAAUCCUGGCCACGCUGCUCGCCAUCGGAAACUUCCUCAACAGCUCCAACGCUAAGGGUUUUGAACUAGGUUACCUGGAGAAAGUGGUGGAGGUGAAGGACACGGUGCACCGUCAGUCUCUGCUGUACCACACUUGCAGCCAGGUGCUGGAAAAUUACCCAGAAUCCUCGGACAUCUACUCCGAGAUCCCCGCCAUCACACGCUCCGCCAAAGUGGACUUUGAGCUGCUGGCUGAGAACCUGGUGCAGCUGGAGAAACGCUGCAAAGCAUCAUGGGACAACCUGAAGGUGGUGGCGAAGCACGAGACGAAGGCGGUCCUGAAGAACAAGAUGACGGACUUCCUGAAGGACUGCACGCAGCGCAUCAUCAUCCUGAAGGUCGUGCACCGCCGCGUCAUCAACAGGUUCCACUCGUUCCUGCUGUUCCUGGGUCAGCCGUCCUCCUCUGCACGGGACGUCCGAGUGACCAGUUUCUGUCGGAUCAUCAGCGAGUUCUCUCUGGAGUAUCGGACUACCAGAGAGCGCGUCCUCACGCUCAAACGCAAACGAGCCGCUCACCGAGAGAGAACCAAGACCAGAGGCAAGAUGAUCACCGAGACGGAGAAGUUUUCUGGGGCGAUGCCUCACGAGGACUGCCUGUCGCCCGUCUCCAUGGCGACGGCGGCGUCGGAGGCGGAGGCGGCCCAGGAGUCGGAGCACGAGAACAUGAAGAACCUGCUGAGUGUUGAGCCCCGAGGCCCCAGACGCUCCAGAGCCGUCCGCAGUCUCGGCCGGGUGAGUCCGUCCCAGAUGUUCGUAGCCAAAGAAGAAGGGACCAACUCCCAGGACGACGCCACAGACGAGAUCAUGGACCGACUCGUAAAGUCUGUUACCCAGAAUCCCUCUGACCGGCCGUCCAGCCCCAAGACCCGCAAACGCUCGCGACUCAACAGGAAGUCCAUGCGGAGGACUCUGAAGAGCGGGCUCGGCGUGGACGUGGUUCAGGCUCUGGGACUCAACAGCAAGACGGCCGAUAAAGUGUGACGGAGCCUCGGUCACAUGAU
Molecule: messenger RNA, 2357 nt
Organism: Sander lucioperca (pikeperch)
Lineage: Eukaryota; Metazoa; Chordata; Actinopteri; Perciformes; Percidae
Product: FH1/FH2 domain-containing protein 3-like
Exons: 12
Biological process (GO): cortical actin cytoskeleton organization; actin filament network formation
Cellular component (GO): cytoplasm; cytoskeleton
Molecular function (GO): actin filament binding
Source: RefSeq, a predicted model, not a curated record